UAUAUUAUAGUAGAUACAUUCUAAUUUGUUGUGUACUGUAUAGUUAUUAUAGCAACAAUUAUAAAAUAUAUUUCAAAUUCAUAUUUAUUAUUUCAUUUAGAAGAAAGUUGCUCCAUAUUUCUCUAUCGACAAUUUUAUUUAUUAAGCAUUUUAAAAUACGAAGAUACUGUAUCCCUCUGUAACUAAUAUAAUGGAUCAAGUUUUUUAAAUUAUACAAAUAAAAUCAUAGUAAGUUAUUAUGUCAGACAACGAAGAUCGUCAAAGUGUACCAGGAAACAUUCGAUACACUAAAGGUUUUUCAUUUUUGCGUUUACAACUUCCAACGACUAAUGAAUUUAGUGAUUUAAGACGACCACAAAGAUCACAUAGUCAAGGUUUUCUUACUGGAUUGUCAAAUCGUUUACCAUCAUUUUCUAUUACUGGUCCAUUAUAUGAUGAUAGUCCAAUACCGCCUUCCGAUAAUACAAACAAAAGAUUCAGUUUUGCAAAUUUCAGAAAAAUUUCAUCGGCGAAUUUGCACAAUAGUGAUUCAAUGGUUUCGCUGUGCUACCGAGCUUUACAUAAUUACAUCUCAGAAAAUAAUUUAGAGGGUCUUCAAGGAUUUCUUGAAAACCGCAGAGUUCUUGUUGAUGAUCGUGACGAUAAUGGAGCUACUGCUUUACACUAUGCUGCUUCAAAAGGAAAAUUACUAUUUUUGAGAGAGCUUAUUAAUCAUGGGUCCGAUGUAAAUAUUGAAGAUAAUGAUAAUUGGACAGCAUUGAUUUGUGCUGCUAAAGAAGGUCAUUCUGAUAUAUGUGCUGAGUUAUUAGACCAUGGAGCUGAUAUUGAACACAGAGAUAUGGGUGGAUGGACACCACUUAUUUGGUCAAGUUACUGUGGUUUUACUAAUUUGGCCAAUUUGCUACUGGACCGAGGGGCUGACAUAAAUGCACAUGGAAAUUUUCAUAUUACUGCAUUAGUAUGGGCUGCUGGCAGAGGACACACAAAACUUGCUUGUAAUUUAAUAGCACGUGGUGCUAAAGUUAAUGUUGGUGAUAAGUAUGGGACAUCUGCUUUAGUAUGGGCAUGUCGUAAAGGUGAUGUUGAAUUAGUUGAUACAUUAUUAAGAGCUGGAGCUAAUGUUGAUACUGCUGGAAUGUAUUCAUGGACUCCAUUAUUAGUAUCAUCUAUGGGAAACCAUACUGAAGUUGUAAAUCUUCUCCUGGAGCGAAAACCAAAUGUCAAUGCUUUAGACCAAGAUGGCUGUACUGCUUUAACAAUUGCAUGUAAAGAAGGAUAUUAUGAUAUUGCCAAUUCUCUUUUAAAUUCUGGAGCUUACAUUAAUAUACAAGAUCGAAGUUCUGAUACUAAUCUCAUACAUGCUGUUAAAGGAGGCCAUCGAAAUAUUGUGGAAGCUUUGCUUAAAAAAUAUGCUGAUGUUGAUGUUAUGGGAAAGGAGCGGAAAACUGCAUUAUAUAUUGCUGUAGAAAAAGGAAAUACAGCAAUAAUUAAAUUAUUACUUGGUGCAAACCCUGAUUUAGAAAUCUCAACAAAAGAUGGUGAUACACCUUUAAUGCGAGCUGUCAGAAAUCGAAAUUCUGAAGCUGUUCAACUAUUAAUUGAAAAGAGGGCUCGUGUAUCAGCUACAGAUAAACGAGGAGAUACUGCAUUGCACAUAGCUAUGAGAGCUAGAGCUAGGGGAAUUGUUGAGAUUUUGUUGCGAAAUCCAAAAAAUAGCCAGCUAUUAUACAGACCAAAUCGAGCUGGUGAAACUCCUUACAAUAUGGAUGUAAAUGCUCAAAAACCUAUUCUUAGUCAAAUAUUUGGUUCAAGGCGUCUUAAUACUAAUGAAGAUAAUGAAAAUCUAUUGGGAUAUGAUCUUUACAGCAGUGCAUUGGCUGACAUGUUAAGUGAACCUACUUUAUCUAUGCCUAUUACAGUUGGAUUAUAUGCUAAAUGGGGUAGUGGCAAAUCAUUUUUACUUAAUAAAUUGAGAGAGGAAAUGAAAAAUUUUGCUCAUCAAUGGACAGAUCCAUUUUUCCAAUUUCCUUGGCUAAUAUUGGGUGUAGCUCUUCAUUUUUGCUUCAUUACGGGUACUGUGGUUGUGGUCUUAACAUCAUCAUCACUUAUAGCAAUUAUGACAACAUUUAGUUUAUUAGCUGGUGUAUUUUUCUUUCUCAUUAUGAUAUACUAUUGCAGUCAUAGACUUGAUUGGGCUUAUAACUGUAUUAGUUAUUUAAGUCAAAAAGCGGUUACUGCCCGAAUAAUUCUACAAAUAAUAUUUUGUCAUCCACCUGGUUCAAGUUGGGGCACAUCAGUUACUGCUCAACCUAUAAGGUUUUAUUUUACUGAUCAAACACGAGUAAGUAGUACAACACCUGGAGAGAGUACCAUUAUUCAAAUGAUUGGCUCAUUAUAUGAUUCAAUAGAAAAAGAUUUUGGGUCCAUUUCCACUCGUUUAUUUAGAGCUUUUCGUCCAAAACCAGUAAAACUUACUUCGCCUUGGAAAUGGCGCAAGUUAUGUUGCAUGCCAAACAUAAUACUAUUUGAAAUGUCAUUUAUGUGUGCUUUAUUAGCUAUUCUUAUUAUUGCUAUGCAUAAUGGUACAUUGAUUUUUAUAAAUGAUUUUUCAUUUGACAAAUCUAUUGGAAAUGUUAUAUUAUUUUGUUGUGGAGUAUUUAUACUAUUCCUAUUGAUUGGAAAUUUAUAUACAUUCAGUCAAUUAUUACAAUCAUUAGUAUUUUCACAACGUAAACAACUGAGAAGAGCUACAUCUAGAUUAGAUACAUUGAAGUCUGAAGGAUUUAUACAAGCAUUAAGAACUGAAGUUAAUUUAAUGACAGAGAUGGUCCGUUGUUUGGAUGCAUUUACUCAACAACAGACUAGAUUGGUGAUAAUUAUUGAUGGUCUGGAUUCUUGUGAACAGGACAAAAUAUUAUUACUUUUGGAUGCUGUACGAAUGUUAUUUUCUGAACAGAAUACUCCAUUUAUUGUAGUUCUAGCUAUUGACCCACAUGCAAUAUCUCAGGUGAUUGAACUAAAUAGUCGACGAUUGUUGAAUGAUAUGAAUUUUUCUGGUCACGAUUAUCUUAAAAAUAUGGUUCAUUUGCCAUUUUUCCUUCAAAAUUCUGGUUUACGUAAAGUAAAAUUAGCCCAAAAGUCUUCCCAAUCUCACAGAAAAAGUGUUACAAAUCAAAUGGAUGAAAGUGGAUUAGUACAUUCGGUAAACUAUUGUGAUUUUUCUUUAAAAAUUCUAUUUAUGAAAUAUAUUUUGCUAAUACAGGCUUCAACAAGACGAUUAUCUAAUGAAUCUACUACUUUAAAACCCACAAUGGGUUCCUCAGGUGGACUUAGUCGAAGCAAGGGUAACAUUAAUUCUACUAGGAGUAAAUUAAAAUCUAGUGAGAGUAUUGCAAGUAGCAUAGCCAGCAAUAUACACAGAUUAGGCGGUCCUCAAGAUCUUUCUAAAAUAUUAUUAACUGAUGAUUAUUUUAGUGAUGUAAAUCCUAGAAGUAUGAGACGUUUAAUGAAUAUUGUUUAUGUCACAGGUCGUUUAUUAAAAGCAUUUCAAUUAGAAUUUAAUUGGUAUCAUUUGGCUAGUUGGAUAAAUAUCACAGAACAAUGGCCUUAUCGCAUAUCUUGGAUGAUAAUUUUCCAUGAUACUAAUGAGGAUACUAUUGAUGAUUCUAUGUCACUAAAAACUUUAUAUGAAAAAGUACGUCGUCAAAUACAAUUUUCAAAAGACAUAGAUCCAUUAAUGGAAAUGGAUAAAGAUGAAAAAAAAUUUGAAAUAUUUCUUACUUUUCAUCGAACAACACUACUGGUGAGCGAUCUAAGGAUAUUCUUACCAUUUACUAUUAAUUUGGAUCCAUACUUGAGAAAAGUUAUUAAAGAUGAAAUGCAAAACUCCGAAGAUUCCAAUCUUUUUAGGCCAACAAUUUCACAUAAUGAACUUCAAACACGAAGAGUACAUAAUCAACUUUUAAGAAGACAAAAAAUGGGAGCUAAAUUAUCACUUCAACAAGAAACUUUACCAGCCACGUUGAUGUUAAAUGAACCACAAUCUGCUGUACUGUGGAAUCAACAAAUUCAAAAUCGAUGGCAAACAUCUUAUGAUGAAUUACCGAGCCAACUUCAAAAUUUUUCCAUUUCAUCAUUAUCAGAUGAAUUUAAUAAUAUUAAACUAUCAACUUCAAGUGUAGAUGAUGUUUGUAAGUUAUUAAUAAGAAUUAAAGAUUUGCAAGAAUCAAACAUUCCAAAAUACACUCAAAUAAUUAAAGAUAACAAUCUCACUGGUUGCGUACUUUUACAUUGCAAUUUAAAUGAUCUAAAAAAUGUAUUAAAAAUGAAUUUUGGCGAUUGGGAACUUUUCCGCAUAGUUUUAUUAGCAUUACGAGAUAAAGAAUACCUUAUAAGUAAUGAAAUGAACAGCAAUAAUAGUUUUAAACAUACUAGAUCUGGUAGUUCAAAAAAUCAUUCUCAUGAAAGAAGAGGAUCAUCCAAUAAUAGUAAUAAUGUUCAAGGAACUUUGAAUGAUAAGGACCAGAAAGCAUCAAAAGUGUCAUCAGUUGAAAAACAAGUAACAUUGGAAGAACAAAUGAUAUGUGGUGCAUUGCAAACUCUUAAUGAAGAAGCAUGUGAAGAUGUUCUGGAGGAAUCUGAAGAACAGGGUACUAUAGCAGCAGCUACUUAUUUACAAGUUCCACAGCAGCCUAUUGACAUAAUUACAGGUGAUGGAUCUGUAUGUAGUACAACUUCAAGUACUGAUAAUGGAGGAGAUAUUGAUGUAUUUUUAGUUCAAAAUUCACCACAUCAUAGUAUAGUUCAAUAUCCAAACUUUCAAUAUGAUGGAAACAAUUCUAUUUCAGCAAAUUCAUUGAAUAAUACUCCAAUUGCUUCAAGAAAAAAUCUUAUAGACUACAAGACAUGCAUUGUAACUACAACUAGUGAAAAGGGUGGAAAACCAUUUUUACUUAAAUCCAUCAAAAGACCAGCAUCUUUAGUUAUGAACAGACUUGAUGAUUCUGAUUCAGUACCUGAAACAAAAAAUCCUGUACAGGUGGGCGGAAUUGUAAAACAAGGUAUCGCAGGCUCAGUUGGUAUGUUAAGCUGCUUAGUAGCAAGUUCAAGUUGGAUAACACCCCCAGCUGUUACUAUAUCACCAGUUUGCAGCAAUGAAAAAUUACCAACAAGUCCACCUCAAGAUACAAAUCAUUCUUCAGCAGUAUGUGCAACAGCAAGUAGUGAUGAUGAAAGUACUCCUUUAGUAUCAGAUAUGUCUUCACCACAAUCUGACCAUUUACAAUCAAAUACUGACCGAUCAGACAAGGUGUAUACAUUCAAUGGCAUGUACUAUAAAGAAAAUUCCCAACAUUCAUUGACUUCUCAGUUAUCUUCAAAAAGUACUGAAUCAUUGCAAUUGAGAUCAGAAGGGGGAGGUUGUUCAUUUGAUGAAGAUAUAGAUCUUUUACAUAGUAUUAAUACUAUUCAAUCUGGAUCUAGAAGAGUAUCAUUUGAUAGCGAUGUUAGUUUAUUAGUUCAUCCAUAUGACUGGAAUGAUCCAGAAACUAUAGUAUAAACACAAGAGGGUCAUAUUAUAUUUAAUUCAAACUACAAUUUGACUAAAUUUUAACUUCUAUAUGAGCUCAUAAAUUCUGAUUUAAAUUUAUUUGGUUUUGUAUUAAACUUUAUU
Messenger RNA from Sipha flava (yellow sugarcane aphid), 5671 nucleotides. RefSeq names its product kinase D-interacting substrate of 220 kDa B (gene Arms). The record is from RefSeq and is a predicted model, not a curated record. Gene Ontology annotation, molecular function: protein binding. The coding region runs from base 239 to 5557 and encodes 1772 amino acids. NCBI's taxonomy places the organism in Eukaryota, Metazoa, Arthropoda, Insecta, Hemiptera, Aphididae. The transcript has 30 exons.